AUGGACGUCGCGAUCACAGUCUUGCAUUCGUACGUGUCGAAAAGGGUUGAUCAGAUGGUGGGUAGCGGGUUGGUGGAGGAGGAUAAGUCAUUUUUUGACCCAAAAAUUCAUGAGUAUAGUUAUGGGAUUAGGCGUGCCAUUGGGGUCCCCGAGAUGGAUGAGUUCUUCAGGAGUGAGGGUCUUGUCGAUGGUGAAACUAGGGCUAUGCCUCUUAAGACAGCUAUUGAUGAAAUUAAGAUGAACACUUUCAAAUUAGCUUGCCGUCAAAUUGAAAUGAUUUUGAGGAUGAGUGAGGAAUUCGGGUGGCAGAUGCAUCGGUUGAAUGCCACAGAGGUAUUCCUUCGACCUGGUGGAGAUGCCAUUGAAGCAUGGGAGAAAUUAGUGCUGGAGCCUAGUACGAACAUUGUGGCUCAUUUCAUUUACAAAGAAAACAUAGAUCCGAAACCGACUUUCGGUACUCCAUCCAAUGCCAUUGCAGUAGCUACUACAAACAACUAG
Messenger RNA from Sesamum indicum (sesame), 498 nucleotides. Lineage: Eukaryota; Viridiplantae; Streptophyta; Magnoliopsida; Lamiales; Pedaliaceae. The record is from RefSeq and is a predicted model, not a curated record.